AUGUUUUACGGUAUAAAAAGACGCAGUGCGAUUCAGGAACCUGCCCAACGGAUAGCCUUUAGUUAAUUGUAAAAGCGGAAAGGAGGGCAGAAGUUUGGCACCAACGCGCUUCACUGAUGUUCUGAGAAGAACAGACUCGGGUUCACCGCGCGUGCACGCCCACAUCCUCAAGUCGGCUCUUCUUUCUGUAGGUUGAUGAAAGUUUACUAGGAGAGGGGACAGCAGAGGAGAUGGUAUCUGACCAAGAUGAGUCGGAAAGGUGAACUUCAAUGACCAAACUUGCGCGUUAGCCACCUGCCAUAAAUCUGGGAGAAAUGGGCAUGCUAAGUGUGGACCUCCUGGUAACUUUGCAGAUCUUGCCAGGUUUCUUCUCCAACUGCCUAUUUUUCGUGCUCUACGACUCUAUAGUGCUGGUGAAGCGUGUGGUGUCACUGCUGAGCUGCUCGGGUUCGACGGGUGAGUGGCAGCGCAUGUUAACCACAGCCGGUGUGCGCUCCAUAUGGAACAGCUUUCUGCUGGACGCCUACAAACAGGUGAAGCUGGGGGAGGCGGCUCCAAACUCCAAGGUGGUCAAAGUCCCUGGCAUAAACAGACGAUGGAGCAUCAGUGGUAAGACCCAUGACAAGUGCCACCUGCUGGACUUCGAGUCUCCUGACCGCCCACUAGUGGUCAACUUUGGCUCGGCCACUUGACCCCCCUUUAUAAGCCAGCUGCCGGUGUUCCGGCGGAUGGUGGAGGACUUUUCGGAUGUGGCAGAUUUCUUGCUCGUCUACAUCGAUGAGGCUCACCCCUCCGAUGGCUGGGCAGCUCCUCCCAUGGAGCCCUUUUCCUUUGAAGUGAGGAAGCACCGUAAUCUAGAGGAGAGGAUGUUGGCUGCCCGCAAACUUCUGGAGCAUUUCUCCUUGCCCCCUCAGUGCCAAUUGGUGGCCGAUUGCAUGGACAAUAAUGCCAAUGUAUCCUAUGGUGUGUCCUACGAGAGGGUCUGCAUUGUACAGAAGAAUAAAAUCGCUUACCUGGGGGGCAAGGGUCCCUUUUUCUACAACCUUAAAGAUGUGCGGCAUUGGCUCGAAAAGAGCUAUGGGCAGCGAUAAUAUCUCGAAAAGAGGUCAAAUAGCCUUGCCUGUGAAUGGUAGAAGAAUUUAUUUUUGUAUAAUGGAGAGAAACUGUUUAAAGGAGGCUCCGGUGGAAACACUUGGGCUGGGUUCCAAGUCCAUUUUCUUGAAUUGCUUAAAAUGAUCAGCAGGUGUCCUGGGUGGAUGUCGACAUUUCUAACCUCUUUAAAAAUAAAAUGAAAUGAAUAUAGACACUUAAGUACUGACGUGUGGUUUGCACUUCAAUUUUGAGAUUACACAUUAUUGCCAGCAAAACCAUUUGUAGAUGCACUAUUAAUAACUUUCUCAUUUCUUUGCGAUUAAUGUAGAAGUAAAGAGUGCAAUAUUUUAUGCGACAUAACAUAUAUUGCUUAAUAAAGAUAAACCAAAUUGCUGAACAGAAGAGAAAGCACAAGUACCCAGCUUUUAUAUGAAAAGAGAAUAAUUUAUUUUUAUUGACAUUCAAUGUUUGUUAUUUUUAAUAUGUGGCCUGUUUAUGCGCUUGUAUUGCUUUCCAUUCCCCUCUCUCUUAAACUGACAAUCAUUCAUAGUCCAUUUUACAUGCACCUGUAUCAUCAGCUUUUACAUCCUGAUAUGCUGUUCAGUCCAUUUGCACCAGUAAUGUGUCGAUAAUGCAAACAUCGCAAUACAGUAUUCUUUAAUGAUAGUCAUUUGGUCCAUAUUGUACAUAACACAACAAACAAAGAGCAAUUUAAUGAUGCUAGGAUUGACACAUUAAGAAGCAUCGGUGGCCUUGCGUUAAACACAUAUUCACAUCAUGGCCGGGGCUCUGUAAUGUACCUCUGUGCCCAUGGGCUCGCUGGGGUGGGGAGGGGGGUGUGGUUGUCGUGCUGGUUCGCUGAGGCCCCCUUCAAGUUGUUGAGCGGGGGGUGGGGGGUACUGCUUUGCAUUGAACAAGUACAACACGGACGCCUUUAAUGGUUGCACACUGUUACCAUGUCAACAACUGCAUCUCCUGCUGACAGCGUUUAAAUGCGCUCCUACCGCUGUGCCCCAAGUGAGUUGUAGGCCGGCCCCCAUGGGAGCUGUAGGCCCCAUGGCUUCAGCUCGUAUAAGCCCGUCCACUAAUGUGCCCCUGAUCAUGGCCACUGGGCUUAGUUCAGACACUUUGCAGUGUACAGGAAAGCUGAUGAAAAGUUUAAUGUGUGUUUUACUCCUGAAUGUUAGAGAAAUAUUUUAAGAAUGUUUGGAUUGAACUGAUUCUAACAGACCUGCAGUCAUUCAUUUGGGUCAAUACAGAGUUGGUGUGCGCAUGAAAAUCACAGAUGAAAUGGUCCCCUGUCCUGUCUGUGGUUGGAUGACAGACCACACCUCUCUCUGUCCUGAUCCAAAUGAACAUGACUGCUAACAUACUGAAACAAUCACUCGCAAUCUUAAAGGCUUUGAGUUUUGUUUCACAUGGCUGUUUUCAUGUAGUACAACCGUUCCUAUUUCUUUGAAUGAGAAUAAGGAAAGAAAAAAUAAAGUUGAACUGCUGCUCA
This is a messenger RNA of Myxocyprinus asiaticus (Chinese sucker), 2593 nucleotides long. It is a transcript of the gene dio2, whose product is annotated as iodothyronine deiodinase 2. The transcript has 2 exons. The record is from RefSeq and is a predicted model, not a curated record. Lineage: Eukaryota; Metazoa; Chordata; Actinopteri; Cypriniformes; Catostomidae. Gene Ontology annotation, molecular function: thyroxine 5'-deiodinase activity.